GCCCGCCGGACCCUGCGUUCAUUCCCGGGUUGCGGGGGGUGCCAUGGCGGCCGUGCGGGACGUGGAGAUCGAUCCUGAUGGCACGUUCAAGUACAUCCUGGUGCGGCUGCAGCGGCCUGGCGGCGGGGAGCAGCGCGACAUCGUGCGCGGCACCAAGGCGGCCGAGUUCCACAAUCACAUUUUUGAGAAAGUAAAUCCUGAGAUGGAGAAGCUGGGAUAUGAGUGCAAGUGCCUUGGAGGAGGGAAAAUCGAUCAUAAUAGCAAAGAGAAAAAAAUUAGGGUGUUUGGGCUGUCUACAGGCUAUGGAAAAGCAGAUCAUUCGGUGACUGUAGAGAUACUGAAAAAAGUGUACACAGAUUAUGAAAUUACAUGGUCAGAUGACAAGAAAUAAAUUGGCUACUUAUGAAUGUGACAAGCAGUUCAAAUCUGGAAACUUUCUGUGAGUUGUGCUUCAAUAAAUAGAAUGGAAUGUAUGUUAUCAUGAA
Messenger RNA from Meleagris gallopavo (turkey), 485 nucleotides. Its product is annotated as 14 kDa phosphohistidine phosphatase-like. Gene Ontology annotation, biological process: peptidyl-histidine dephosphorylation. The record is from RefSeq and is a predicted model, not a curated record. Lineage: Eukaryota; Metazoa; Chordata; Aves; Galliformes; Phasianidae. Gene Ontology annotation, cellular component: cytosol. Gene Ontology annotation, molecular function: protein histidine phosphatase activity.